GGUGCUGCUUCCAGACCUGGGACAAUGGACGAGGGCAUGGACGUGGCCAGUGAGGGGAAUUCCUUGAUCAAAGCAGUGCACCAGUGCCGGCUGCGCCUCACCAGGCUUCUGCUGGAGGGCGGCGCCUACAUUAACGAGAGCAACGAGCGGGGUGAGACACCCCUCAUGGUGGCCUGCAAGAGCCGACGCGUGGACCCUCAGGGUGUGAGCAGGGCCAGGAUGGUCAAGUACCUGCUGGAGAAUCACGCGGACCCCGACAUCCAGGACAAGUCUGGGAGGACGGCCCUCAUGCACGCCUGCUUGGGAAGGGCUGGGCCCCAGGUGGUCUCCUUGCUGCUGGAGGGUGGAGCUGACCUCAGCCUGCAGGACCACUCGGGCUCCUCUGCCCUUGUGUACGCCAUCAACGCGGACGACAGAGAGACCCUGCAGGUCCUCCUCAGCGCCUGCAAGGCCAAGGGCAAAGAAGUCAUCAUUAUCACCACGGCCAAGUCGCCCUGUGGGAGGCUCACUACCAAGCAGUACCUCAACACGCCUCCUGCAGGUGCGGAGCCCGCCCCUGCCACCUGCGCCACGCCUUCAGACAUAGACCUCAGCACCGCCAGCUCCCCGCUGCCACACCCUGGUGACGUGGAGCUGGUACCGCGACCUGGUCUCAAGGACCCGGUGGAGCCCAGUGCCGGCAGCGAGGACAAAGACAACGACGACGAGGAGGAAGCUUGGGAUCCCGGAUCCCCCGGGGGGAGGCCGGUCCUGACCUCAUCCGCGCCCAAGCUGGCCCAGGCCAGGUCCUGGAGCAAAAGCCACCCGUCACUGAUGCGUCAGCACAGGGUGGCUUCCCUGCAGGAGGAGCUACCGGACAUCACCCCAGAGGAAGAACUGUGCCAUCGGGCCGGUGGGCUGGCGCUUGGCAGGCGGUUCAUCACCAGGCACCAGAGUAUCGAUGUCAAAGACACUGCCCAGCUGCUGAGAGCCUGGGAGCAGGCCAGCUCCAGGAAGACGUCCUACGAGGAGCCGCACCGCCCGUCUCUGGCUGCGGAGGGUCACCCGCCCGGCACUGAAGCUCUCUGGGACCAGGACCCAGACCCCGGCCAGCCAGGCUUCACUUCCACUCUAAGGAGCAUUGUGCAGAAAAGAAACUCCGGAGCCAACCACUACAGCUCUGAUUCUCAGCUCUCGACUGCCCCCAACCCUCCUCCGGCCUUGGAAGACGGUGGCGGGGGCAAGGCGGUGCCGGGCAAGAAGAAGAUCCUCUCCCCGUCCCCUUCUCUGCUGUCCGAGAGCACCCCGCCAGGGCCCCUGGGCAGGAGACACCACCCAGGAUUGGAGAGGCGGGGUUCGGGGGCGGUCCUGUUGGAGCAAGGUGGUCCCCAGCCCAGACCUGGGUUCCUGCCGCCCCUGCCCGUGACCCCUCACCCUCCCUUUUCAGAGGUCAGUGUCAGCAGCAAGAUGUGUGGCCUCCUCUCUUGCGGUCAGAAAGUGCUUGUGCCAACUGCUCCUGGCUUCCCCAAGGAAUUCAGGAGCAAAAAGAUGUUGCUAAGGAGACAGUCACUGCAGACAGAGCAGAUUAAGCAAUUAGUAAAUUUUUAAGGGAUGCUACAGCACACCCUUACGGUGUCUCUAUCAGAAAAACUCUAUCUAGGACUAGAGGAGAAGUCUCAGUCGGCUGCCCUUGUGGGGUUCCUAGUUGCUCAGCUUACAUGGCUAGGUGGUCCAAACUUGAGUGUCUUGUAGCAGGCAGGCAUUGUGAACACACACUAGGUCCAGCAUUCACUAAGGGGAUUCUCUGAGUCACAGCUGUU
Messenger RNA from Ochotona curzoniae (black-lipped pika), 1799 nucleotides. RefSeq names its product ankyrin repeat domain 34B (gene ANKRD34B). The coding region runs from base 25 to 1587 and encodes 520 amino acids. Gene Ontology annotation, molecular function: protein binding. Lineage: Eukaryota; Metazoa; Chordata; Mammalia; Lagomorpha; Ochotonidae. The record is from RefSeq and is a predicted model, not a curated record. The transcript has a single exon.